Messenger RNA from Aspergillus pseudotamarii, 1071 nucleotides. Its product is annotated as MIF domain protein. The coding region runs from base 1 to 1071 and encodes 356 amino acids. The transcript is spliced from 2 exons. The record is from RefSeq and is a predicted model, not a curated record. Gene Ontology annotation, molecular function: phenylpyruvate tautomerase activity. Lineage: Eukaryota; Fungi; Ascomycota; Eurotiomycetes; Eurotiales; Aspergillaceae.
AUGGUUGCGGGACAACAUAAAUUGGACUUAUCUCUCCUGAGACGGCGACAUGACCCUUCUGCAACAUCCUCCGCGAGCCUUUCACCAACAGUUCCCACCCUUGAAUCACCUGUGUCAUUCCAGGCUUUGGCAGUCAGAGCCGUCUCCGACACGAUGAUGGCGCAGCGAAACAAGCUCGAUAGACCGCCAGCUAGGCCUUCCAUGUUCAUUGAGGAGACAGAUGACGAUGAUUCGAUGGUUCCAAAAUCAAAUCAUGGCACACCUGCUGACCCGAAGUCUAUCGAUGUGAUACGUAAAAGCGUUGAGGAGGAACCAAUGCGUCGGGCAAAGAGCCAGUACUUCGACGACUUUUUCAGCACACGUGGGCGAGAACUGUCACUUAGGGAUCGACUGAGUCAGAAAUCAGUUAUUGUGGCUGAGCUUAAACUAAGCAAGACGGUUACAGACGAUAAAGCCCUUGCUGCGGUGAUCUCGUCUCGCCUGGCACAAAUCUAUCAGAAAGAGGAAUCGUCUAUGAUGGUCACCAUACAGCAGGAUGUAUGUAUUCUCUUUGGUAUCUGGAAGGACCCAGCGUAUUUGUUGAAGGUCUACGCACUCCCAUGCCUCAUAGCCUCUAUCACCAACCUUCGCUGCACCCGCAUGAUCCAGUCAGCUCUGAGGGAGCUUCUACAGAUUGAUCCCAAUCGCGGCGUAGUCCUUUAUCUUCCAGUUCCUGAAGAGAACUUUGGGACAAAUGGUGUAACUUACAUGGGCGAGAUCGCACGCUAUGAACGCCGGACUGAUGAUGAUGACCCCGGUAUCCUUCGAAACAUCUCACGGGGCUUGAGUAGAAGGCUGAAAUCAAGCAGCACCCAGAGCGCGCCUCGUUCUGAGGCAACAACCUCUUCAUGGGGCCCUGAGACUGAUACUCAAAUGUCAAUAUCGGCGAGAGGAAAUGAUUCUUUGCACAGUGCGGGCUCUCGAGAAAUAGAAGCGUCAAGCCAAGGCAACAUUACAGGGUCUAAGAGUCUGCGACACUUCCUUUCUCGUCGCGUGCAGAAUCCUACUGGAGGAGCAGUUGACAAGCGGUAA